Molecule: messenger RNA, 3532 nt
Organism: Daphnia pulex (common water flea)
Lineage: Eukaryota; Metazoa; Arthropoda; Branchiopoda; Diplostraca; Daphniidae
Gene: Noc1
Product: CCAAT/enhancer-binding protein zeta-like
Exons: 9
Coding region: 85-3474 (1129 amino acids)
Cellular component (GO): nucleus
Source: RefSeq, a predicted model, not a curated record
UUUACAACGCAUAAGAGCAGACGACAGUUGGGUUAGUUUAUACGUAGAUUUUGACACACGUGUUCAAUCAAAUUUCGACACAAAAUGAAAAAACGACAAGUAAAAGCUCCAGUUAUCGAGGGAGAAGAAAAAAUUUUGGGUGACAAUGAUACAGAAGAGAUUCAAGAUUUCAUCAAACAGUUGGGAUUGGACAGCAUCAACCCUGAUACAUUUGAAGUACCAGAGAAAACAAAAGAAAAAAGGACAAAAGUGAAAAAAUCUGCAUCAAACCUGAAGGCACCAAUCCCGUCAAGUCAAUAUGAAGCAGGUGUUUCAGAUGAAAAACCUGUCAAGGGCAAAUAUUCUGACUUCAAGCAAAACAAGUUCCAGAAUAAAUACAGUGCACCUCAAGAAGCACCAAACAAUAGCAAUGCUUUUAGCAAACCAACACAAAACAAAAAAAUAAUCUUCGAUGAUUCAUAUGUAGCCAAAAACCCUGCUAAAGAAAUCGUCAAAAUAGCCCCUCCUGCUCCUAUAAUCCACAAGAAUCAAAAUAAGAAAAUUGUGUUUGAUGAAGAUUACAUCUCUAAACCUUCUACAGACACUGUUCAAGAAAGCUAUUCAUCAAGUGAUGAUUCUUGGUAUCAUUUGCUCAUUAAACCAGACAUUCCUUGGUACCAGCAGGACAAACCAUUGAAAUCCAAUAGGGAAGCUACACCUGAAGAAGUUAGAAAGUGUGAAGAAGAGGGCAAGAAGUAUUUAGAGGAAGACGCAAUCAAUUAUCAGAAAGUCCGGGCAGUAGGAUCUGACAAGUCAGAAACUAAGUGGAUUCAAACAGUGUUAAAGUCAGGAGCCUUUGCAGACAAGAUUGCAGCUCAUUCUUUAUUACUUCAAGAAUCUCCAGUCCAUAAUUUACCUUCACUGAAGUUUCUCAUUUCCCUUCUUGACGUCAAGGGAAGAAGGGAAUGCAUGUCUUCGUUAGAUGCCUUACUCCGUCUUUUCACUGAAGGAAGAAUACUCAACCCGAAUGCCAAACUAUCUUUGAUGAACAAGAAACCCAUAGGCGCUCUUACGACUGUCACUCCGCGUGAACGCAAAGAGCUUUUGGCUUUGUGGUCGUUUGAGUAUCAACUGAAAGACUUUUAUAAUCAGUUCCUCGUUGCUUUGGAUGGAUUAUUGAAAGAUGCUGUCGACACGACCCGUCGUAAAGGCAUUUCAGCCAUUGCUACCCUUCUCUCCUACAGCCCUGAACAAGAGCAAGGUCUUUUAUCACGACUUGUAAACAAAGUCGGUGAUCCCACCAGAGCAGUAGCUACGUCUACUGUCGGGCAAAUGGAACGCUUACUUCAGAAGCAUCCACAGAUGAAAUUGGUCGUAGUGGCUGAAGUUGAACGUCUUCUCUAUCGGUCUAAUAUUAACACCAAAGCACAGUACUAUGCCCUGUGCUUCCUUUCGCAGAUACUUUUGGACUCGGAUGAUGUUCCUCUGGCUACUAAACUUAUCAUCAUUUACGUAUCUUUCUUCAAGGCUUGCGUGAAAAAUGGUGAAGUCGACUCUAAGUUAAUGAACGCUCUGUUAACUGGACUGAAAAGAGCCUAUCCAUAUUCAAAAACUGUUGCGAUUACUGGAGGUCCCCUUGACGGACAUGUGGACACACUCUUCAAGAUCGUGCAUAUGGUUAAAUUUUCAUUGGCUACACAAGUCCUUUGCAUUCUCGACCAGAUUGUUGAAAUUGACAAAAACAAUUCAGACAGAUUUUAUUCAGUUUUAUUCAGAAAACUUUUUGAUCCUGAAGUUGGACAUUCGACAAAGCAGUCAAUGUUCCUAAAUUUGUUGUAUCGUGUUUUGAAGAGAGACGAAUCAUUGCCUCGCUUGCGAACAUUUGUCAAGCGUAUUCUGCAAGUUUGCCUUUGUUGUCCGCCUCAACUAGGUUGCGCUCUCCUCUAUCUCGUGUCUGAGCUCAUCAAAUUCCGCCCAGAGUUACAAAAUUUCCCAAAAGAAAUUACGACUAAGGAGUAUGUUGGGGAAGAUGACGAUGACGAAGAAGAGCAUUACAAAGACGUUGACGACGAAGAAGAGCAUUACAAAGACGCUGACGAAGAAGAAGAACAUAACAAAGACGCUGAAGAAGAAGAAGAAGAAGGAAGUGUUAAAGAGGAUGAAACAGACACUAAUCAAGAAGUGGAAAAGAAGAAAACGUCAACUUGGGUUCAUCGAAAAAUUUCGCAUUCAAAAUCGAACUCGAAAUCAGGAUACGAUCCCCUUGCACGCAACCCAUUGUUUGCUCGAGCCGAACAGUCGGGUGGAAUGUGGGAACUUCAUUUGUUGACCAGCCAUUUUCAUCCUUCAGUUUCCCUUUUUGCCAAGACGAUUGUAGAUGGAGUUCCCAUUGAUUAUACUGGCGAUCCGUUACAGGACUUUACGUUGCCUCGAUUCUUGGAUCGUUUUGUCUUCAGAAAUCCUAAACUUGUUACAGCUGCUCAGGUCAAACUGCCUGCCCAACGUCGAGUGCUGGGCAAAAGAAGUGUGUACUUGCCACGGGGUGUCAGAGCCAUGGCUGUCGACAGCAAAGAAUUUGCGAAACAGCCCAAAAAUUGUAUUCCUGCCGAUGAAAUGUUUCUCUAUCAGUACUUUAAACAACGCAUCACGAAGGCUCCUCGACUUGUAAAGAACAGCGACGACGAUGAUAGCGAUCAUGAAAGUGUUGCCAGCGAAGAAUUUGAACAAUAUCUGGCAGAAAAUACUGAUUUUGCCUCUGACAUGAAACCCAAGACUAAAACGGACAAGAAGAAGAAAAAGAGCGACGCCGACGGCGAGGAUGAAGAUGAUGAAGACGGUGAAGGAGGUGCGGAAGAAGAUUUGGAAGAUGCCGAAGUCGACUCGGACGAAGAUUUUGAUAACGACGAGGAGUUCCAAGAUGCUUUCAAAGAUUUCGAUGAUAUGAUCGAUAAUAGUGACGAAGAUGUGGACCCAGAAGAUGAAGACUUUGGAGACGAUGACAUGGAAGAAGGUGGUUUCCGUGAAGAAGAUGUAGCAUUUUCUGAUGAAGAAGAUGAGGAUGAUGAAGAUGAUGACGAUGAAGAAGAGCUCGCAGCUCCAGUUCCAUCCAAGUCAAAAUCCAAGAAAAGGAUGGCUGACGACGAUAUUGACGAUUUAGACUUUGCGUUUGAUGCCAAGCCGAGUAGUAGCAAAAAGAAACGAGGUCGUGAUUUGUUUAAUGCCAACGGCAACGACUUUGUUGCCGCCGAAGACUUUGCUGCCAUUCUUGAAGCCAACGCCGGCACGGGACUUAAUACAGCAGGAACGACAGAGGCUAUGGCUAAUAAAGACAAAGCGUCGGUAAAACAACUUCAAUGGGAAAUGUCGCGAGAUCGAUGGAUGAGGGAUCUUAAUCGACCCAAAAAAGGUGGCAAGAAAAUUGGCAACAAAAAUAAAAAAGGUAAAUCGGGUCCUGCUUUCAGAAAGAACCGAGGAAAACCUGGUAAACAACGAUAACUUGUUGACAUAGACUGAACUGCUCUGCUACAAUACAAUGAUAAUCGUUAAACAUUUA